AUGGGCAAUAACGGCAGCGCCACCGUAGACGACCUGCAGGCCGUGGAGAUCCACCACUGGUACAAGAAGUUCAUGACGGAGUGUCCGUCGGGCCAGCUGACCGAGCACGAGUUCAAGCAGUUCUUUGGGCUGCGCGGGCUGGACCCGGAGGCCAACAGCUACAUCGAGCAGAUGUUCCGCACCUUUGACAUGAACAAGGACGGCCACAUCGACUUCAUGGAGUACGUGGCAGCCCUGAGCCUGGUCCUCCGGGGGAAGAUGGAGCAGAAGCUGCGCUGGUACUUCAAGCUCUAUGACGUGGAUGGCAACGGCUGCAUCGACCGGCACGAGCUGCUCAACAUCAUCAAGGCGAUCCGCGCCAUCAAUGGCUGUGAGCACGAGACCAGCGCUGAGGAGUUCACCAACCGUGUGUUUGACAGAAUCGACAUCAACGGCGACGGUGAACUGUCCCUGGAGGAGUUUGUGGAAGGGGCCAAGCUGGAUGAGGAGUUCAUGAGUGUGAUGAUGAACAGCCUGGACCUGACCCACAUCGUGGCCAUGAUCGACCAGCGGAGACACAGCAUCUAG
Molecule: messenger RNA, 567 nt
Organism: Tachyglossus aculeatus (Australian echidna)
Lineage: Eukaryota; Metazoa; Chordata; Mammalia; Monotremata; Tachyglossidae
Product: guanylyl cyclase-activating protein 1-like
Exons: 4
Coding region: 1-567 (188 amino acids)
Molecular function (GO): calcium ion binding; calcium sensitive guanylate cyclase activator activity
Source: RefSeq, a predicted model, not a curated record